Molecule: messenger RNA, 1732 nt
Organism: Copidosoma floridanum
Lineage: Eukaryota; Metazoa; Arthropoda; Insecta; Hymenoptera; Encyrtidae
Gene: Set
Product: NAP domain-containing protein SET
Biological process (GO): nucleosome assembly
Cellular component (GO): nucleus
Source: RefSeq, a predicted model, not a curated record
CGUUAUCGUCCAGCAUAUUAACAGCCAGCGGAGGCGGCAGCAGGCAUGUCGACGCCGAGCAAAAAGCCGAAGAAACUCGAGGAGUCGAGCGACGGUGACGGCGGCCCUGAGGUUAGCCGUGAGUACGACGUGGAGAUACAGAAGGCCCUAGAGGAGAUAGACGGCUGUCAGAACCAGAUUGAUGGACUCAACGAGAAGGCCAGCGAUGAGAUACUCGAAGUCGAAAAAAAAUACAACAAGCUACGCAAGCCCUACUUCCAGAAGCGCAACGACAUCAUCAAGAGGAUACCAAACUUCUGGAUCACUGCCUUUGUCAAUAAUAAAAAAAUUGCUGAAAUACUGGAAGAGGAGGAAGAAGAUGCUCUACGCUACUUGACUAAGCUUGAAGUUGAAGAAUUUGAAGACAUCAAAUCUGGAUACAGAAUCAAGUUUUAUUUCAGUGAAAACCCUUACUUUGAAAAUGACGUUCUCACCAAGGAAUUCCAUCUUGGUACUUCAGGCGAUCCAGCAUCUAUAAAUACAGAAAUUCGUUGGAAGGACGGCGCAGAUUUGUUAAAACGACUAAAAGCAAAGACAACCAUGGGCAAAUCGAGAAAAAGGCCACUUGGUAUUAGAUCGUUCUUUGACUGGUUUACGGAUCUUGCAGAUCCCAGUUCAGAUGAAAUUGCUGAACUUAUCAAAGAUGAUCUCUGGCCUAAUCCCUUGCAGUAUUAUUUGGCACCAGACAUGGAAAAUGAGAAUGGUAUUGACGGAGAUGGUGAGGAAAUGGAUAGUGACGAAGAAGAGGAAGAAGAUGAAGAUGGUGCAGAUGAAGAAGGAGAUGAGAUUGGAGAUGGCGAUGAUGCUGAGUGCGAUGAUAGUGUAGAAAUUAUGGAGGAUGCUGGAGAAGACGAGGAAGAUGGAGCAGACGAAGAUGACGAGGAUGCGGGUACGAAUGAAAAUGCGCAUGAGGAAGAAGAUUUUUUGAAUGAAGAAGAAAACGAACGAGAUGGUGAAGCCUUGGAUGGCGAGGAACCAGAAUAAAAAUUUCUUUUCCGAUUAUUUUUCAUUGACACAUAAACUUGAAAUGACAAUCUCUCAUCAAAAUUUUUUCCAGCUACAGCUUCAAAUUCUACAGAGUCGUCCAGAGUUUUCAACACUGUUUACAAUUAAGUUAGUUUAGUUGUAAAAGCUCACAGCUCGCAAAAAGACGCAACUCUUGAAUUUCGUACAAAAAAAAAAAUAAUUAAAAACACUUCGACUAUGCCUACAAUUUGACAACAGUAUGAAUUACUUCUGUGCGACGUAUAAUGUUGGUUGUUUUAAAAAAAUUAAUCUAAACUUGAAUAAUAUACAUUAAGCGUAGACUUAAGAGAGCGCCGAGAGCUUCCUUUUAUGAAGUUCCGAACUGUCGUUUUAUUUUAUAUUCCUUUAUUAUAAGUCGAUAUUGUCGUCGACAUUGUAAAUAGUGACAGCGCACGAUAUCACAUUUCUUGCGAGAUUUUGAGUAUAUCAUCUAUUUCAGUUUACAAUGAUUGUAAAUCAUAAAAUCCGAACCACUUACUGUGCGACAAAGAAUUUCUUUUCAGGUAAACUGAAGGAUCUUUAGUGAAUGUUACUUGUGAAACGAUUUUCGAACAGUUUUUCCUUCAGUGGGACCUUAAUAGUUAAAAGUAUCAUCGAUCCCACGUAGAUUUAAUGAAAUUUCAUACUGUACAACAUUUUAACUGGUCGAUGUUUUUACUUCAAGUGU